Chilo suppressalis (striped riceborer) is the source of this 7233-nucleotide messenger RNA. Lineage: Eukaryota; Metazoa; Arthropoda; Insecta; Lepidoptera; Crambidae. The record is from the annotation of a GenBank genome assembly.
UUGAUAAGCGUAUCACAAAGAUUGGAAAACUGGGGUUAGAAAAAGCUGUUCGCAUCGGACCCUCCGCCUCGGAUUCAGUCUUGAUAGAACAGCCGCUGAGUUCACACGCAAACUCGCUCCCAACGCGCUUCACACACGCAAUUAUAAGAACAAUGAUAGUACGUCAUUAAUUAAGCGUUAUUUUUUCACUAAUAUAAAGCAUUGUUUGUGACAAACGACACGAGAAAACUGCACAGGACAUGAUAUAGAUUGCGAUACCAUGCGGGUGUGAUGACUCAGGCGCGGGAAGCACUCGGCAUCAUGGACGGGAACCCACCCAACUGCGACUUCUCCACGAAGACUCAGCGGGGAGUCUACCUCUCCAAGAGUCUCACUUUCGUUAUCCUCGUCAUAUUCGCCUUGGCACUAGUCGCGACCUCCUUCAUCGUCUAUAACUUCGCGGCCUGCCCCAGAACCGACCAAUUAGCUAACGUCACGAAGUACGAACUCACGCAUUGCGAUCAGAACAAACUUCUGGUUCUACCGAUCACCACUGAGUCUAGUAAAAGCGUCAUCCCAUUAGAAACUACCACCCUUCCCACUACCACCGAAGAAGCGGAAGUGACAGUCACCGAUGUACGUUUACCGAACAACAUCAAACCUGAUCGGUAUUACUUAAAAUUGACCCCUUACAUAUACGAAGGUAACUUUACGUUCGACGGUGUUAUAAGUGUUGUGGUGACAGUGAAAAAUGACACUAAAGAAGUGACUUUCCACGGUGUUGAAUUGACUUUUGACAGUAUAAAGUUGUUCGAGAAAGCUGGUGAUGGAAGAGAGAUAGCCGUCAUGACAAAAACAGAAGAUGUGCCGAGACAGUUUCAUAUAUUAAAACUGAACGAAACUUUGAAGGCGGGCAAGCAGUAUGUGUUGAAUAUAACAUAUACGGGGAUCCUAAACGAUAAUCUUCACGGCUUCUACAGAAGUUCUUAUGAGGACAAGAAUGUUACGAGAUGGAUAGCUGUAACCCAGUUCCAGGCGACGGAUGCCCGCAGAGCGUUCCCGUGCUGGGACGAACCCGCUUUGAAGGCUAGAUUCACUAUAAGUAUAGCCAGACCAGCCAACAUGAGCUCUGUGUCGAAUAUGAAUGCUAUCGGCAGAGAAAAACACGCAACUCUUGAAGAUUACAUAUGGGAUCAUUACGCCGAAUCUUUGCCGAUGUCUACGUACUUGGUCGCAUUCGCUGUGACAGAUUUCGGUAGCAUCAGCGACCAAAACUUCACCGUUUGGGCGAGGAAGGAAGCCCUCUCGUCUGCCAAAUACGCUCUGAACAUAGGUCCGAAGAUACUGAAGUUCCUGGAGGAAUACUACAAGAUCAAGUUUCCCCUACCGAAGAUAGACAUGAUCGCUCUGCCCGACUUUAAGGCGGGUGCAAUGGAGAACUGGGGUCUGCUAACCUUCAGGGAAUUAGCAAUGUUGUACGACAGUGGAGUGUACCCGACCACGGCUAAGGCGCGCGUGGCAGCUGUGGUCGCACACGAGAUUGCCCACCAGUGGUUUGGUAACCUGGUGACCCCCGCCUGGUGGUCCGACAUCUGGCUGAACGAGGGAUUCGCCAGCUACGUGGAGUACGUAGCUGUGGACGCUGUGGAAGAAACCUGGGAGUCUAUGGAAGUGUUCGUUCUAAAUGAGGUGCAGAGUGUGUUCAAGCUGGAUGCGCUUACUUCCUCGCACCAGAUCUCCGUGGAGGUCGGGAACCCUGAGGAGAUUGGAGCUAUAUUCGACAAGAUAUCAUACGGCAAAGGAUCAGCGAUCCUCCGUAUGAUGAACCACUUUCUGACUGACGACGUGUUCAAUGCUGGCAUAACUGACUACUUGAACGCCAAGAAGUUCGGUGACGCCGAGCAGAGAGAUUUGUGGAGUGCGCUCACAAACGCUGCUCAUCAGAGGGGCGCUUUGGAUGCUGACGUCGCCGUUAUCAUGGACUCAUGGACUCUGCAGACGGGAUUCCCAGUGCUCACGAUCAAGAGGAACUAUGACACAGGAUUGAUCUCCUUCAAACAGGAGCGUUUCGUCCUCAUAAAUAAUACAUCUACCAACGAGACCUCCCCCGUCUGGUGGAUCCCGGUAUCCUAUACUACAGCAUCAGAAAAGGACUUCAAGUCCACCAGACCGAAGUUGUGGCUGCGAGGCGAGAGAGGCAUCGAGGUGAACAACAUUACCGCUGCCAAAAACGAGUGGUUCAUAGCGAAUAUACAACAGACAGGUUUCUACCGCAUAAACUACGAUGAGAGAAACUGGCGGCUGUUAGUCGAAGUCUUGAACGAUCCACACAGGUUCCAAGAGAUCCACCCCAUCAACCGGGCGCAGAUUGUGGACGACGCCAUGAAUCUGGCAUUAACUGGCAGAUUAGACUACAGAACUGCUUUAGACAUCACCAGUUAUCUGACUCACGAAAGGAGCUACGUGCCUUGGAAAGCUGGAUUGAUGGUCCUGGGAUAUAUAGACACAAUGCUGUCGAAAGGAGCUUACUAUUUGGAAUAUAAGCGAUACGUCUUACGCCUUCUCGAUGGAGCUGUAAAAGACCUGGGAUGGGAGGUACCAGCGAAUGAGAACGUGGUACGAGCUCAACAGCGCGCCGACUUACUGUCCACAGCCUGUCAUCUGGAACAUCUCGACUGUCUGGGGCAAGCUGUCAGGAUGUACACCAAUUGGAUGCUGACGCCCAACCCUGACGCUUACAACGAGAUACACCCGGACAUUCGUAGUACGGUGUACUGUGUGGGUAUACAGGCAGGCGGCGAGCGAGAAUGGCGGUUCGCCUGGGAGCGGUUCCGUAUCGCUAGCGCACCCGCGGAGAGGGAACUACUGCUGACUGUACUCGGUUGCACCAGGGCACCAUAUCUUCUGUACAGAUACUUAGAACUGUCAUUGAGGAAUGACAGCGGUAUUCGUAAGCAGGACACUGUGAGGGUGUUCUCUUCGGUUGCCGGCUCAGCAAUAGGUCAACCGAUUGCCCUGAACUUCGUCCGAGCCAACUGGAUGCGGAUGAAAGAAUAUGUCGGCUCCAUAUCAACACUGAACACGAUUUUAAAGGUGGUGACUCGAAGGUUAAAUCAACCCCAUGAACUGGAAGAGCUCAAGAGGUUCAUAGCGGAAUCAUGCUCGGAGCUAGGGAGACCAGUGCAGCAAGUUCUAGAACGAACAGCCGCCAACAUUCAGUGGAUGGAAAACAACUAUCAAACCAUUGUAGAUUGGCUUCUUGCCGCUGACAACAGCACCAGAACUUGGUGACGAGAACUCGACAGAGACAGAAACAACACGAACUAGAACAGUAAAAAGAUAAGAAAGAUCCGCAUAAGUCUAUCCUUUUCAGCCCUGAAGAGUCCCAGAUUGAAAGAAAGCUGUAAGCUUUUGGAAAAGCUUUGAAGAAGUUCGGGCGUCGGUUAAAUAAACAGUGUCUAAUUGCAGUUGAUGUGCUUCAGUAUUCAACAAUCUAUCCCUUUUCAACAAUGAAAAAGUGGCGUGAGCUAGAAUUGUCGAGAACUAGAAAAAUUUAAAGAAUUCGCAUGAUUCGAAAUGUGCUUCCGUAUAACGAGUCUAUCCCUUUUCACCUUCAAUAAGUGUUAGUCACAAGAAAGAGAGCGAAAGCUUUAGGCGUUAAUAAAAAAAAUGAGGAAAUGAAUACAUUGGCUCAGUAAUAAUAUCUUAUCAUACUAAAUUCAGUUUGGUCACUGUUAUUCGCUUAAAACGUUAACCUUAUUUUAGCAUACCAUUAGUUUUUUACUUAUUAUCUAAGUAGUAUGCCAAACAUUGUGUCAAAGCUGCACCUCGAAAUCAGGCUUAGAGUAAAAAAUGUAAUUUUCCGGUUGCUAAGACCAUGUAAUUUUGGAAACCACCAAAUGUUAAAAAAUUACCAUAUCUCUCAAUAUCUAAAAAAUUGUCUGCAAUAUUUUUGCCUUAGUUACGUAAAUUGGAUUCAACAAGUCACAAUUCGAGUCAUAAUUUACUGUUUGCAUCUGUCUCAUCUCAUUAUCGACGAUCUAUAAAAGUUAAUUAAAUCUGAAACAAAAUGAGAAACAAAUGACGAGAGCUAUUCAAACGAAAAUUGUGUUGCACCACAGAGCCAGUUAAAUUAAAAUUUUACUACCUGUGGUCUGUGUGAGCAAAAUGUUCGUCAAAAUCUUCUGUUAUAUUUUAAUAUUUUCUGAUCCAUAUCUAUUUAUCUAUACUAUAUUUAAAUAUUGUAUUAUAAUAUUGCGUGGCAGAAAUCCGCCACUUCUACAGACAAGGGUUUUUUGACAUUGGCAGAAAUCUGCUAUUUACAUAGACCACGGGCGUCAACCGCCCUUGCUUGAAUUAUGAUCUCAUUUCGACUCUCACCAAAUGAUGCAACCCAUUUCUUACUGAACAGUUAAGGUAUGUUGAUGUAACUCACGUUUAAAGUUUGUUAUUAUGACAACAGCUUUUUUUUUUUUUUUUUUUGGCGGUAGGCGAAAAAUAAAUAACAUUGUUUUGAACCCUAAGAAAUUUUAAUUUGCUAAAAAAAUAUUUACAUCAAAGUUUAAAGUGAAAUCUUAUUAAAAAUUUAAAGAGUAACUUACAAAUAACAACAUAUUUUGUGGGCAACUCUCUUGAAUGCUUAUUUAAGCAGCCACCCUCACAUCCCUACCAUCACUUAUAUUUCUCACUAUAACACAAUAUUGUUUCUUGUUGAUCAACGUUAUUCACUCUCUGAAGUCAUGGCCAGUGUUGCUGCAGUACUGGAGACACAGAAAUCCCUGGAGUCAAUACUGAUGAACAGGAUGGGCGACUUGGAAGCUCAGCUUAAAUCCUCUUUUUGCAAGAAAGACGGGGACAAUUUGCUAAAGAUCCAGGAAGAGUUUAACACCUUCAAAGAUGUUGUUCACAACAUACUGCAACUCUUGCGGCAGCAGAUCACUGAAGUCAUCAAAUCUGUGGAUGCGAUCGAGACCAGGCAUCGGCAAAAGUGCCUUCUCCUUAGUGGACUACCGGAGGGAUCUGAUGCUGAAUUGGCAAACAAUGCUGUCUCCUUGCUUCAGAAACAUCUUGGACUCUGUGAGAUUACUGGUGAAAGCAUCAAAGCAUGUUACAGACUGGGCCGGUACAAGGAGGGGCGCAAUCGCCCAGUUGUCAUUCAAUUCACUGGUCAACACAUUAGAUCUCUCAUAUGGAAAAACAAGACCAGGCUAAAAGGUUCCGAUUUGGUUCUGCAAGAGUUCUUGACCAGAAGCCGACAGUCUGCAUUCAGAGCAGCGAGGGAGCAUUUCGGCAUGAAAAGUGUGUGGACCUCGAGCGGUAAUAUUUGCAUCUCUACUCCGGAUGGUAACAAAGUACGCAUUCUUUCGAUGGACGAACUGAACAUGCUCACUACGAGAUUCCCAAAGCCGUCUCCCGUAGCUACCGUGUUGUCGGAGGACUCGUCCGUGGUUCCGGCGGUGUCCACAGCAGCGUCCGAGGACCCAACUCAGUCCUCCAAAGCGAUACAGACGAGGUCGAAACGAGUCAACAAAAACUCCAAGUAGCCUGAUGCCAAUCGCCGUACGUAAAUGUAGGCAUGACUCGAUUUUAUUUCACUUCCAAUGGUAAUGUAAUGUUGAUUAAUUUUUGUUUGUAGUUAUGACACUGACAUUUGAUGGCCUUAUGUCAUUUUUAUUUUAAAAACUUUUCCUCGUCUAGGAAGGCAAAGGAAUUUAAGUUCAUACGGUCUAUUUAUGUUAGUUUAAACUUUUUUUUUUAUUGGUUCUAACUAUGCUUUCAGUUUUUUUCCUUUAUUUUAUUAUAUAUGUAUUUACUAUCGAGUCAUGUACUGUCUGUUCUAUUUGUUACUGAAUUAGAUUUUAAUUAUAUUGUAAACAGUUUACCAGUGGGAUGUGUGGAAAUUUAAGAUGCAGUUACUUGCUAGCGAUUUUUAUAUGUAUGCUAGGUUCUAUUUUAAUUUCGUGUAAGUAUAAUUAUUGUAAUUUAGUAUAUAUUUUGUAUAUUUAUUUAUAUAUUUAUUUUGGUUCAUAGAUGAUAGAAAUGUCGGAUUCAGAGGUAUAUUUUUCCGCUAAUGAUAACACUUCAUAUAACUCUCUUGAUAAUUCAAGCGAAGACUCGUAUGAUAUUAGCACUGCUCUUAAAUGUGAAUUCCGUGACUACUGUGAUGCUUUUAAGAUUUGUCAUAUUAAUGCACAAAGCAUUCCACGGCACUAUGCUGACCUCCUUCACGCAUUCUCUUCGGAUACGGUUCAUGCCGUCCUGGUGUCAGAAAGUUGGCUUAAGCCAUGUCUAAAUUCUAAUUCAUACAACCUCCCAGGGUAUAACCUUAUUCGAAACGAUCGUAUUGGCAAAGGUGGCGGUGGGGUUGCCAUAUAUUUGUCAAAUGUCUUACCUUUCAAACUUAUAUGUUCUUCCUCCUUUCGUCUCGACUCUAUGGAAUAUCUUCUCCUUGAAGUCACUGUCAAAGGUAUCAAAAUUGCCCUGGGAGUUGUUUACUGCCCCCCUUCUAUAAAUUUCCUUACUGACUUUGAUUCACUUCUUAAUUCUGUUGCAACAGACUACUCUCAUCAUGUCAUAAUGGGUGAUUUCAACACCGACCUCCUGAAGGACACUACACACUCUCGCAACUUUCGAUCUCUCAUUGAGUCUGUAAAUUUCUCUAUUUUACGUCUUGAUCCAACUCAUCACAAUCACACCACAUCAGACUCAUGGAUUGAUCACAUCUUAGUAUCUUCACCUGAACGUGUCCACAAGCACGGACAGCUUCCCGCAUCUGGCUUUUCCAGACACGACCUCGUUUUUCUUGCUUAUAAGGCUAAACCUCCCAAGCCAAAGCCACUUAUUGUACAAAUGCGAAACUUUGCCAGACUGGAUGUGGAGAAGUUGAGAAGUGAUGCCUGCGCUGUUAACUGGUAUCCUAUUCGUGAAGCAACGUCCGUCGAUAGCAUGAUCACCUACUUCAACCAAGCCAUUUUAGACCUUUACGACCGUCACGCCCCUAAAAAGUGCGUUAAAUUAAAACGACCACCAGCGCCAUGGAUUACUGCGGGUGUUCGUAUGGCAAUGAGGAAACGGAACAAGUGCUUCCGAUCGUACAAACGUUGCCGUACUGAUGACAACUGGCGUGCAUUUAAAACUGCAAGGAAUCGUUGCAAUCAGAUGGUGAGAGCCGCUAAACGCCAAUACAUCCAUCAGAAUAUUUCAAAUUCAAAUCUAGCCGAUACAUGGAAGUUUCUUCGUACUCUAGGUUUUGGU